Messenger RNA from Gracilinanus agilis (Agile Gracile Mouse Opossum), 1824 nucleotides. RefSeq names its product ectonucleotide pyrophosphatase/phosphodiesterase family member 7-like. Bases 1 to 1824 code for a protein of 607 amino acids. Lineage: Eukaryota; Metazoa; Chordata; Mammalia; Didelphimorphia; Didelphidae. The record is from RefSeq and is a predicted model, not a curated record. The transcript is spliced from 7 exons.
AUGGAGGUUCACAGAUGCCUUGCCUUCCUGCUUAUCCUCCUGAACCAUGCCACCUGCCAUCCUGUCCCCGGAACAAAAGGAAAUUUUAAUAAGCUGCUAGUGAUUUCCUUCGAUGGGUUUCGCUGGAACUAUGACCAGGAUGUUGACACACCUAAUAUGGAUCGCCUUGUAAGGGAGGGAGUGAAGGCCAAGUAUCUCACUCCACCAUUUGUCACCAUGACAUCUCCAUCCCAUUUUACCACCAUCACUGGUCGGUGGAUUGAAGAUCACGGAGUCAUUCACAACAUGAUGUUUAACACAGAGACACUCUGGAAGUUCUCCUUCAAGGACACGCAGAAAAAGUCGGAGUGGUGGGACAAUGGUGUGCUGCCCCUCUGGAUCACGGCCCAGAGGCAGGGAAGAAAAACUGCUUCGUUCCACUUUCCAGGAGGAGGUGCAAACUACAGUGGGGAAGCCGUGCAAAGGUCUCUUUUGGAGUCUUUUACCCAUCCUGAUGCCAAUGAGACUGAGUGGAGGGAAAAUAUUGAUAUUGUGAUGAACUGGUUCACUAAGGAAAAUUUUGAUUUUGUAACCCUUUACUAUGGAGAACCUGACAAUGUUGGACACAUGAAAGGCCCUGAGACAGAAAAUAGAAGAAUUAUUAUCCAGCAAAUUGAUAGGACUGUUGGUUACCUAGUAGAAGCCAUUGAAAAGAAUGGCUUGAAGAACAAUCUCAAUGUCAUCAUCACAUCAGAUCAUGGAAUGACCACAGUAAAGAAGAAUCCUAAUGUCACAGAGAUCUUGCUGAAAAACUACAUUAAAUUCAGCGAUUUAGUGAAAUUUGAUAUCCUGGACUAUGGUGGUUUUGGUAUGAUUCUUCCCAAGCCAGGGAAAGAGGAAGAAAUUUACAAUGCAUUAAAAAAUGCACAUCCUCAUUUACAUGUAUAUAAGAAAGAAGAGUUUCCAGAACAUUUCCAUUUUGCAAAACACAGCCGAAUUCUACCCAUCUUGGUUUAUGGUGAUCCUGGCUACAACAUUAAUGGGCGUUUUAUACUAUAUGUCAACAAAGGGGAUCAUGGUUUUGAUAAUGCAGACAUGGACAUGAAAACCAUAUUCAGAGCAUUUGGGCCAGAUUUCAAGAAGAAUCAUCUGGCAGAGCCUUUUGACAGCAUCCACAUUUACCCGCUUAUGUGCAAACUCCUGGGAGUGACACCAGAACCUCACAAUGGAUCUCUGACAGUUACAAAGGACAUGCUUGUGGACACUUUCAAUCAGGAGUCAGAUUUGAUAACAGGAGAUGAAACUCAGAGGACAACUGCUUUGCAAAAAGUUGCUAUUGGCUUAAGUGUUGCUACCGGAAUUCUGGUCAUUGUGUUUGUCUCUGCUGUCGGGUAUACUGCUGUUAGUCGAAAAAAGGGACCCGCCCACGGGCCCCGCCUCAAAGUAAAAUACCCACCUCUAGUUACAGCCUCCAAGCAAGUGCACGACCACAAGCUCCGCCUCCAGAGUCCUCCCCCAAGGCCGUCUAUACGGCCCCUCCUCCAAAGUAAAGAUCCACCCCCAAGCUCCUCCUCCAAAACAAAUCUUUAUCACAGACCCCACCCCCUAGGCAAAACGUCCUCCUCCGUCAAUGUCUCCAACGCCCGCCUCUCAGAUUUCACCGCCCGCCACCAAGACGAGUAUCUCCCACUGGCCUCGCCUCCAAAGGGAACGUCGGCCCACAGCCCCGCCUCCAAGAAAGUACUUCAACUAGAUCUAGCCUCAAGUAGACGCCUGCCCCCGACGCCAAAUAUUCGCGCCACAGGCCCCGCCUUCAAAACCAACGCCUAUUCCCUGGGCCGUUAA